Molecule: messenger RNA, 1424 nt
Organism: Lolium rigidum
Lineage: Eukaryota; Viridiplantae; Streptophyta; Magnoliopsida; Poales; Poaceae
Product: putative F-box/LRR-repeat protein At3g59160
Exons: 5
Coding region: 1-1347 (448 amino acids)
Molecular function (GO): protein binding
Source: RefSeq, a predicted model, not a curated record
AUGGCGUACUCGUCAUUCACACAGCGACAGUUUUCCCGGAGCAGCACGAGCGGGUCGACAAUCAUUGAGCAAACGAUGUCUUCAUCAAGCCCCGGCCACGCCCGUCGCCUGUUCGACGGAAUGCCUCCUAAGAAGAAGCGCAAGAGUCCACCGCCGGUGAGCGUCGCGGACCGUAUCAGCGCCCUCCCCGACAGUCUCCUCCACCACGUGCUCUCCUUCCUCCCAGCGCAGGCCUCCGUACGGACGUGCGUGCUUGCUCGGCGCUGGCGCCACCUCUGGAGGUCCACCACAGGCCUGCGCAUCGUCGGCCUUGAUGACGAGGUGGAAUUAGAUGUUGAAGAUCUCCGGAAGUUCGUGGACCAUCUGCUGAUCCUGCGUGAGCGCACCGACCUAGACUCUGUCGAGAUCAAAUUCGAUGAAUUCUGUGAGGAAGACCAGCCCUAUGUGAAAACAUGGGUCCGUUUCGCUUUGAUGUGCAAAGUUCGCACGCUCACCCUUCAUGUCGGUGCCUCUGAAUAUCUCGACCUAGACGACCUGCCUCUUGUCUCUCGGCAUCUGAGAACAUUAGACCUUGAUGGUGUAGGCCUACAAGCGACCUUUCUUGAUUUUGGUACAUGUCCAGUAUUGCAGGAUCUGAAGAUGAGUCAUUGCAACAUCAAUGCUUGUAGGAUAUCCUCCCAUUCCCUAAAGCAUUUGACCAUCUAUUGCUGCAACAGUGACUUCGAUUGCCGGAUCCAUGUUUCUACUCCGUGCCUUUUCUCUCUGGAACUUAGUCAUUUUUCUGGUAGAACACCGAUUCUUGAAAACAUGGCGUUGCUAGAGAGUGCACAUGUGUAUCUUAGCGAUUACUGCCAAGAUGUCUGUUUGAAUUAUGACUCUGGUGUUUUCUGUGGAGCUAAUAAUAAUGCAUGUAAGAAUUGUGUUCCUACUGAAGACGAUUGCAGCAGAGAAUAUGUUCUUCUGGGUGGUAUCUCAAAUGCUAAACACCUGAAGUUGCUACCUGGAAGUAAAACGUUCAUUUUUGCAAGAGAUUUAAAACAAUGCCCAACAUUUACCAAGUUAAAGACUUUGUUGCUCAAUGAGUACUGGUGUGAGGGUCCUGAUUUGGAUCCGCUAGCUUGCAUUCUGAAAAAUUCACCAGUUCUAGAGAAGCUCACUCUUCAACUCUUUUCCAAGGGACCAACUCAUAAAGUUGAAAUGAAAGGAACCUACAGUUCAGUUGAGGGACCAGCUGCAAUAUCUGAGCACCUUCACAUGGUUGAAGUCAAGUGUAAUGUGGUCGACGAAAAAAUUCUUAAAGUUUUGAAGUUCCUGACUGCAUUUAACAUACGAUUCGGUUUCGUGUAAGGGCGAGAAGAUGUGGGCUGCCAAUGGAUCUGCAAUCCCUGGCUAGAAAUACGAGGCCUAAGCAUAUAUGGUGCGAC